Vicugna pacos (alpaca) is the source of this 4242-nucleotide messenger RNA. It is a transcript of the gene CCND1, whose product is annotated as cyclin D1. The record is from RefSeq and is a predicted model, not a curated record. NCBI's taxonomy places the organism in Eukaryota, Metazoa, Chordata, Mammalia, Artiodactyla, Camelidae.
UGCCCCGCUUUGAUCUCUGCUUAACAACAGUAACGUCACACGGACUACAGGGGAGUUUUGUUGGAAGUUGCAAAGUCCUAGAGCCUCCAGAGGGCUGUCGGCGCAGUAGCAGCGAGCAGCAGCGUCCGCGCGCUCCGGCGAGGGGCAGAAGAGCUCGAGGGAGCGCGGGGCAGCAGGAGCUAGAGCCGAGCGCGGACCCAGCCCCGGACCCACGCCGCCCCAGGUCGCCUCGCAGAGCCCCAGCCAUGGCACACCAGCUCCUGUGCUGCGAAGUGGAGACCAUCCGCCGGGCGUACCCCGAUGCCAACCUCCUCAACGACCGGGUGCUGCGGGCCAUGCUCAAGGCGGAGGAGACCUGUGCGCCCUCCGUGUCCUACUUCAAGUGUGUGCAGAAGGAGAUCCUGCCGUCCAUGCGGAAGAUCGUGGCCACCUGGAUGCUGGAGGUCUGCGAGGAGCAGAAGUGCGAGGAGGAGGUCUUCCCGCUGGCCAUGAACUACCUGGACCGCUUCCUGUCGCUGGAGCCCGUGAAAAAGAGCCGCCUGCAGCUGCUGGGGGCCACCUGCAUGUUCGUGGCCUCGAAGAUGAAGGAGACCAUCCCCCUGACGGCCGAGAAGUUGUGCAUCUACACUGACAACUCCAUCCGGCCCGACGAGCUGCUGCAAAUGGAGCUGCUCCUGGUGAACAAACUCAAGUGGAACCUGGCGGCCAUGACCCCGCACGACUUCAUCGAGCACUUCCUCUCCAAAAUGCCGGUGGCUGAGGAGAACAAACAGAUCAUCCGCAAACACGCGCAGACCUUCGUCGCCCUUUGUGCCACAGACGUGAAGUUCAUUUCCAACCCGCCCUCGAUGGUGGCUGCUGGGAGUGUGGUGGCCGCGGUGCAAGGCCUGCACCUGGGAGGCUCCAGCAGCUUCCUGUCUUACCACCGCCUCACGCGGUUCCUUUCCAAAGUGAUCAGGUGUGACCCGGACUGCCUCCGUGCGUGCCAGGAGCAGAUCGAAGCCCUCCUGGAGUCCAGCCUGCGCCAGGCCCAGCAGCAAAACCUGGACCCCAAGGCCGCAGAGGAGGAGGAGGAAGAGGAGGAGGUCGACCUGGCCUGCACGCCCACCGACGUGCGGGACGUGAACAUUUGAGGGUGCUCGCUCCGGGGACAGAGCCGCUCAGGCCUGGCCACGACCUGAGGGAGAGCGGCCCGCCCCUCACUGCUGGUUUUCUCUUUCCUCUUUCUCCCUUCCGUCUCUGACUUAAGCAGAAGAAAAAAAAGUACCCGAAAGCCGGUCUUUAAAGAAAAAAGGAGAGAAAAAAUAGUAUUUGCGUAACCCUGAGCUGGCAGGAGGGGGGUUGUGCUACAAAAAUAGACGAUUUUAUACCCCAUAAUCAACUAGUUUUUAUAUUAAUGUGUUCGUGUCUCUGUUGUAAGGAUAGGCAUUAUUAACACAAGGAGCAAGUCUACAGGGGAGGAGUAGGUUUGAUUCUUUAUGUGUUUAAAAGAAACAAACAAAAAAAAAGACAUAAAAACGGUUUAAAAAAAUAGAAAAAAGUCCACAACCCGUUUUUAAAGUAGAAGAGGGUUUUAGAUAGAGAAAUGUACCUGUGUGCUUCUCCUCAGAGCACAGCUUUAAAGCGGUUCUAGGCAUCCUGUAUCUUGCUUUUAUGCAUGUAGUCACUUUAUAAGUCAUUUGUGCGUGUUUAUUUUAUUUCGUAGGUAGGCGUGUAACCUUCCCCUUGCCCAUGGUUGAUGUAACCUCUCGGCUGGCGUAGCGUAGAGUUCAGCAUCCUCGAGGGCUAAUCCUCUUUCUUCCUGUGGACCGACCACCUGAGCGGUUUGUCGGGCGCCGGCCAGCGUAGCAGGGACGGAAAGCCACCUCCGACUCCCAGCGUCCGCUACCGCAAAGAGAAACCGCGAUAGUGACCUAAUAUAUUCUAUUUUUAUAAUCUUCCUAUUUUUGUAGUUAUCUGUUUAUGAAAUGCUGGUUUUUCACCCAACAGACCUGCAGCCUGCUCACGUCCAGGUGAAAGCCACAGUCUUUUUUUUUUUUUCCUUCUCAAUAUUCCAAAACCAUUCCAUUUCAAAGCACUUUCAGUCCCGUAGUUCUAGGCGAUCUCUGUUGAUGUGUGUGGAGGAAGGCGGGGGGUGGGGGGUGGAGCAGUUUCUUAAUGGAAUGGUUUGGGAAUAUUCCAGUGCUUGUGUGCAGACAGGAUUACAGGGCAGGUGCAUGUCACUAUGGUGUGAGCGAAAGGGGGAUGUUUUGGAAGGCUAGGUUCCGGUCAAGAAGAAAAUGUGCAUUCUCACAUUGCCAGGAUGAUGUGUUCCUUCCCUUUUCUGUAGAGCAGUUGAAGUUUUAGGAGUCCUUUGGUGCCAACUGGUGUUUGAAAGUAGGGGCCUUAAAGGUUUACCUAGAGAGCCAACAGUUUCAGGGUUAUCUUUAGAUGUUUUACAACGGAAGGGUUUUAAACACUAAAAUAUAUAAUUUAUAGUUAAGGCUAAAAAGAAUAUUUAUUGCAGAGGAUGUUCGUAAGGCCAGUAUGAUUUUAUAAAGUAAUGCAGUCUCCCCCUUGAUUUACACACACACACACACACACACACACACACACACUUUCUGCCUUAGAUGUUGCAGGUGUACUACAGUUUAUAAAAGUUAGGUCCUUUUAUAGGAGAGGGGAAAAAUUAAGUCCCAAGGGAAAAACACAGACAUUGAUUCGGCUGAUCUGGCGUGUUUUCGUUCCCGAGUGACGCAGUCCGAGGGCGUCGGAGUCCCAAGGACCAUUUAGGAUGCUUGAAACAAGUUCAGUUCCAAUGCAUUCUUGCCCCCGUCCCCUCCUUUCAAAGGAAAAUACAGCAACCAACAGACGAUUUGCACAUCUUGGCUAUGUACCUUUUCGUAAUUAUUAUGUAGGGGGCGUUUGGAGGGAGAGAGGAGGUGAGGGAGGAAGUGUGGGGUGGGAGGCGGGUGGGACCACGCUUGGGACAGGCUGCAGCUCCGCUGUCUUUGUUUUCUUAUUCGCUGCUACCGAUGACUUCCCAGCCCGGUUUGGAAACAGAUUCAUGUCGCUUCUGUGUCUCUUUCACAUUGUUUUGCUGCUAUUGGAGGAUCGGUUUUUUGUUUUUGUUUUUGUUUUUUUUUUUUUGGUUUGUUUGUUUUACAAUGUCAGAUAACUACCAUGUUCUCGUUUUGAUUUUCUCAUAGAAAAAUGUAUGACAGAGGCCUUUUUUUUGGUAGGUUUUGUUUUUGUUUUUUUGUUUUAUGUGAUCAGUUUUGACUUAAUGUGAUUACUGCUCUAUUCCAAAAAGGUCCCUGUUUCACAGUACCUCAUGCUUCACUUAGCCAUGUGCAGGCCAGGCGGCCAGGCUCCGGCUGACCCACGGCCUCCUGCUUCGGCAAACAGACAUGCGGACGCGAUCCCAAGAAGGGACGUGGUGGGUCCCCCCGCCGGGGACCCCGGGCGUCUCGGAAGACAGGCUGUGACCUUUCCCUUGCCCUGUGCCUGUUACGCUGGACUCUCCGUCUGACCUGGGAUGUCCCAUCAUAGUAGUUUUGACACCUGUGUCGUCCUGUGCAUAUAGCUAUGAAAAGUUGCAUCAUCAUUAUUAUUAUUAUUAUUGUAACAAGUGCGCCUUCACGUGCCACCGUGGUGCUGUGCUUGAGGACUCAGUCCUUGGGGAGAUUGGAAUAGCUUCUGCAAUGUGUUACUGUUCGGGGUGUGUUGAGUCUGUUAUCACGGACUAGUGUUCUCUGUCUUGUUCUGUUCAUUACAGCAAAAUGCUAAUUUAAAAAGACUACAGAUCUCCACGAAGCCAGCUCACAGAGCUGUGCCCCCAAGAGCUGCCUAGCACGCUGCCGAACCAAAAGGAGUUGCACCGGCUGGUCUGCCAGCCCGUGAGCACCAAGGCCAUGCGCAGCCCGCCCGCCCUACCCGCGCCUGCGGGAACACGGCUUCCGCUUACCUCAACCAUUCUGCCUGCGGCAUCUCUGUCUGAACCAAACGGGGGUCUCUUAGGGACCGUCUGUCCGUGGUGGGGGGUCGACAUGUAUGUGCUCAAAGGCCGGUGGGGGGUCCGGGAGCGCAGGGAGUCUGUCCCGUGACCAGCGAGUCUGUGGGUCCCGGCAGGCAGGUGCUUCGGGUCUGUGUGUUUUUCGUCGCACACCACGGUGUUUCCCAGCACAGACAUGUAACCAGCACGUUUCCAGCAGGAAACAAGACAAACGUGAAAAGCCUAGAAAUAAAAUUGGUAAAACCCCA